Molecule: messenger RNA, 363 nt
Organism: Oikopleura dioica
Lineage: Eukaryota; Metazoa; Chordata; Appendicularia; Copelata; Oikopleuridae
Source: the annotation of a GenBank genome assembly
AUGACCGAGUUUUUCGAAUAUAUGCUUUCAAAAGCAAAGAGCUCAUUUCAUGUCGAUUCCAAGAAGAAGGAUGAUGAGAACGGAAUGUCGAAAAGACCCUUGUUUCCUCCACCUCCGCCACCUUUCGAUCUGAAUAAAAACUACGUCGGCCAGGCGCACCGAACAUUGAAGAGUAAACCGGCUGGUCCAGUCACACCACUUACCCGGAGCGUCACAACGAAUUCUUUCGGGUGUCAACAAAAGAAGGAUAAACCGAUCACGCGUACUUUCGACCUCAUCAGCUGGCUGCGAAACAAGAAAAAGAACCCCUCGAAAAAAGUCAACGUCACGAAGUCAAUGUUUGACCUCACUUCGGAUUACUGA